Molecule: messenger RNA, 3319 nt
Organism: Pseudomyrmex gracilis
Lineage: Eukaryota; Metazoa; Arthropoda; Insecta; Hymenoptera; Formicidae
Product: zinc finger CCCH domain-containing protein 10-like
Exons: 5
Coding region: 678-2009 (443 amino acids)
Molecular function (GO): metal ion binding
Source: RefSeq, a predicted model, not a curated record
UCGGCCGCGCAUGAAAACAACAUGGAUGUGCGAAACUCGUGGUGUCAGAAGCUUCCUUCUUAAAUUGCUUUCAAUCCCGAGUGAUCGUUGAGGUGAAAAGACGAGCGAUUCAUCGCAAGUGACGCGCUCGCAACACGCGAUUAUCAGACUGAUCAUCUACGGUGAUUCGGAAGAGAUAGAAAUCUCACCUUGCGGAACUUCUUCUCUCCUGGCUUAGCCCUCGGACAGAACAGUGACACACUAGCCUCUCUCUCACCGCUUUCCUGACAACACAUGCAGCUCCUCUCCAUUUGCCACAUCUUGGAGCCGGACACCUAUACGUGCACGUCAACAAGCUGAAAUAAUAACUGUGAAUCUUCGUGCGACAUUUGUUGUGUUUUUUUCUUUCUCUUUUGUGCGCGCGCACGCACACACAUAACUGCUGCAACGUCCUCUGCACGCAUAACUCGGAAUUGGUUUUGGAACGCAACCAGGAUACUCGAGAAAGUGUAUCACUCUCGUUGUCUGACACUCGUCAACUCCAACAAUUGCUUUCACAUUCUGACAUAACAGGCAGAUCAGAAGUCCAUUGAUUACUGCGCAUAGAGAUAAUAUACAUAGUACACGCCAAUUUGCCAGUUGAUCGAAAGUGCGAAAAGAGCGAAAACGGCGCGACGUGAGAUCGCUAUGCUUUAUCGAUGAAAAAGCUGAAGAAAAAGUUGGAUACUAAUAGAACGGUUGGGAACGUUGCGGGGAUGGCGGGCGGAUUGAACGCGAACGCAACUGACGUCUCUGACUCCCCGAACCGCAUCUGCAGAGACUUUCUGAGGAAUGUGUGUCAUCGCGGGAAACGUUGCAAGUAUCUGCACGAGCGUUCCGAGGACGAUCCCGUGGAGGAGUACACGUUCUGUCACGAUUUUCAAAACGGCAUGUGCAACUGGCCGGGUUGCAAAUUUCUCCACUGCACCGAGAGCGAAGAGAAACGUUUUCGGGCGACCGGCGAAUUGCCGCCUCACGUCCUCAGUCGCUCCAAGACCGGCAACAACGACAAGUCGGAGUUUACGUUAUGCAAGGAUUUUAUCAAGGGCAGCUGCCAGAGAGCAAACUGCAAGUUUCGGCAUUGGAAGAAGGAGGAGCCGCAGCACAAUAUCAUGUCGCCGUCGCAUCACAACGCGUCCAGGCCGCAACAUAAUUUUAACGGCACCAGCAACGGCACUGGCGCCGGUAACGAUAAUCGCAGAUACGAAGAAGACAGGAAUUUUCACUGGCAAAUAGAAGAUCAGCACAACAAUUUGGUCACCAGUAACGGUGGCUAUAACGCAUCGUCACAUCCAGCUGAUUACAUGGGACCGCCGGAACCCAAAAGACGAAUAGUGUCGGGUGAGACGGUUGUUCAUUUCGAAGCUUCGCCGCUUGUUAGUCAGCAACACGCUACUCAACCCACGGUUACGCCAGGUUACUAUUAUCCCGUGAUACCGCGCAACGAGGCACGGGCGAUCGUACUGGAAGAUGAGAAUGCAUUGUUGAGGAAAAAAAUUGAAGAAUUGAAGAAACAAGUCAGCGACUUAACAGCGACGAAUGAAUUUUUAUUGGAUCAAAAUGCUCAGCUGAGAAUGUCGGGCAAGCGAACUGCAAACGUGACAGCUGUCACAGUCCCUGCGGUCACGAUCACGAACACAGUUCCACCGUCGCAAGCUCCGACGCCUCAGCAAAUGGUUAACGCGGCUGUGGCUGCAGGUACUCUUCGGACAGUUACUGCCAGUGUAGCUACCGUUCCUGUGAGCAUCGCUACCGUAGCACCUGUCUCUAUUGCAGCUGUCUCGAUGGCUCCGGUCUCGAUACCGCCACCGAUCGUCACUAUGGCUCAACAAACAAUCUCGAUGAGUGGCUCCGGACCUCCUCAAGCGACUAAUCAGCAACCGCCCAACACACAACAACCUGCUAGUUUACCUCUGUCGAUAUCCGGCGCGACUGCACCCCUCGUUUCUUAUCCUAUUAUGACUCAAGAACUUAGGCCUGUCUUGCAAUAAAUUUACAUUCACAGUAAAUAUUCGAGCAAAUAAAUCGUAUAAUAUGCGUCCAUCUUCCAAAACUUAAAUUUAUAUUGACCUUGCGAACGAAAGUACUUGCAGAAGACGAAGAAACCAGUGGCUGUGGGUUGAUAUAGUGUAUCGCACCUGAUGAAUGCAAAAACUAAUUUGUAUUUGUUGUUGACGUAACCUGUUCUAAAGUCUUAUCUACGCGAAUAUAUAUAUAUCUGUACGAAGAUCGCAUCAUAAAAUACAGAACGAAUGUCUAGAAGAAUUUUUUUUGUUUAAAAUAUAUACGUCGAGUUUUUUAUUUCCAUUUCUCAGUGUAAUUCGAAUCUGCAUACAGACAGCGUUCUCUAAAUAUAGGUUUCUUCUGGUUCGAUCUGUGAAUAUAUUUAUAACCUGUGUUGGAAAUAUAUUAAUCGAUUACUGUUUGUGAACUGUCGAUUGAAUAGGCAGACAUGUCUAAAACAUAAUAGAAAAUAGAAGCGACAAUCUAAUCACAAAAAGUAAUUGCAAAAAUAAUUAUGACAUUUAUGUUCCUUCGUAUUUAAUUAUCGUUGUUUUUUUAAUUACAUACAUAUAGUAUACCAUAUGUAGCGUCAUAUUAAUCUCAUCGUAGUGUUACAAGAGUGAGUCAAAAUUUCUUUAACAAAGUUGAUUGUUCAAGCGGAUCGGGGAAAAAAAUGGUUAGGAAAAGGUGUAAAUUUAAAUAGGAAAUAAAAAAAAAGUAAAAAAAUAUCUCAUAAGGCUACACCAUAUUGAGCAUAAGUACAACAAAAAUGUCCUGAAAGGAAGGUCGCGCAGCUUUUUCGAGCCGGUUUCACGGAAAUCUUUUCUACGCACGAUGCACAUAUUUUUGUUGUGCUUCUUUAUUUACACGUAAGAAAAAAAUAUAUUUCUAUCGUCGUAAUUAUUAGCGAGUGUCACUCUCUUAUAAUAUUUUACUCAAGUACUUAUAUAUGUAUUACGAUACUGUAUUGCUUUCUAUCAUUUUACUUUUAAUACUCUACACAAGCACGCUGUUGACAUUAGUAAUAAGGAGCAUUGUGUAAUAUAGCAAUUAAAAAACUUCGUAUAUAGAGCAAUGUACGAUCGCGUAAAUUCCACAUAAAUUGUACAGAUGUACAAGAAAUGUGAACUGGGAAAUGGGCGUGCGUUCUAAUUUUAAGUCACGUUAUCAGUCACAAUUUGAUAUUCUUGUAUAUAUAUUUUGCGAUAAUUUAAUAUAAGAAAAUGAGCACUAUACGUGUAUACAAAUUGUAUAAUCUUUUGACGUAUACAUUUGCGUCAAAUAGCACUUGAUUAUU